GCUCUGGAAGUUGCUGCGAAGAUGGGAAUCCGAGGAGCUGCAGUUUCGACCCUACCAAUGGGCGUCUGUGCCCUAAUGUGUCACGUUCCUAAGCUCAUAGAGGAGGGAAUCAUUGAUGCCGAUGGAUUUCCAACGAAACAGCAAAUGAUUAAGCUUUCCCCGACCAUGCCAGCAUACAACACCACUCACCUACUGUGGCCCACGGUCGGCGACCGCCACUCGCAACAGUCCAUCUUCCGAUUCUUAAACGAAUGCACCCAAGCUACCAAAUUGGCCGACUGGGUUCUUUGCAACUCAUUCUACGAGAUCGAACCGUCUGCCUUUGACUUGGUUCCAAACAUUCUGCCCAUCGGCCCCUUUCUUCCAGGAACACGGCAUGGGCGGCUCGAAGGGAACUUCUGGCCAGAAGAUUCCACUUGCCUAAGCUGGCUCGACAAAAAGCCUGCCUGCUCAGUAGUCUACAUCGCCUUUGGCAGCUUUACUAUCAUGGACCAUCGUCAAUUCCACGAACUGGCACUUGGACUUGAACUUUCUAACCAUUCAUUCCUAUGGGUAGUGCGGCCAGACCUCACUGAUGGAUCAUCAGACGCUUACCCGGAUGGCUUUGAAGCCAGAGUAGCAGGUCGUGGGCGAAUUAUUGGAUGGUCACCUCAACAAAAGGUACUGGCUCACCCUUCGAUUUCCUGCUUCCUGACCCAUUGUGGGUGGAACUCGACCAUGGAGGGGCUGAUCAAUGGAGUUCCUUUCCUGUGUUGGCCUUAUUUUGCUGAUCAGUUCUAUAACCAAACAUACAUUUCCGAUAUUUGGAAGGUUGGGUUGCAACUGAAACCCGAUUCCAGUGGGAUCAUAUCAAGAGAAGAGAUGAAGGCAAAGCUUGACGAAUUACUUGGUGAUGAGGAUAUAAGAGCAAGAUCUUUAAAGCUCAAGCAAACUGCCCAAGAGAAUGUCGCUGAAGGAGGAUCUUCAUUUAAGAAUUUCAACAAUUUCAUUGAAGCAAUCAAGUUAAAGAAGUGUUGAGUGAACAGGCUAUGGCCAUAAAAUCAAGCUAGUUAACUCAUCAAUGGGGCUACACAUGUAUGGGAAGAAUGAAAAAAGUCGAGCAACAGUUGAUAUUCACCUGAUGUUUGC
Molecule: messenger RNA, 1128 nt
Organism: Magnolia sinica
Lineage: Eukaryota; Viridiplantae; Streptophyta; Magnoliopsida; Magnoliales; Magnoliaceae
Product: UDP-glycosyltransferase 83A1-like
Exons: 2
Coding region: 22-1017 (331 amino acids)
Molecular function (GO): UDP-glycosyltransferase activity
Source: RefSeq, a predicted model, not a curated record